Molecule: messenger RNA, 1449 nt
Organism: Triticum dicoccoides
Lineage: Eukaryota; Viridiplantae; Streptophyta; Magnoliopsida; Poales; Poaceae
Exons: 7
Coding region: 1-1449 (482 amino acids)
Biological process (GO): positive regulation of protein catabolic process; protein ubiquitination
Molecular function (GO): protein binding
Source: RefSeq, a predicted model, not a curated record
AUGGCAGAAAGGUCUCUUUCCAUGGCCAAGUCCAGAGCAAAUGACAUAAUCAUCCCAGACCCUACUCCUGAGUGGGUGUGUGAUGACUUCUUCGACAAGUAUGCCAAAUUGGAGGCCAUCUUUUUAAAAGAUAAUGUCCGGUGCUUCCUCCGAUUAUUCAGGAACGGUGGGGCCAAGGCCAUGUCAUGGGAUCUUUCCAUCACAGCAGAAACCUUAACCUUCUUGGUCAGUUUCAAUGCCCUGCAAUGUGCACAACUUGUGUUGGAGGGCGAGGCACCUGAGCUCCGUGAGAUGCACGCCAAUCCCAACUGCAUAAACAAAUAUGGAUACUUCCCGCUCCACCAAGCUGCUGAAAGGUUCUCUGUUGACAUGAUCAAGCUGCUUUUACGUCAUGGUGCAUCAGCCAAUGUACGCACAGUUGGCAAGGAAAUUAUUGAGGAUCUACUCCCGCUGCAUGUCGCAGUAGAGAAUACUUGCCUGCAUAAGUAUCUGGAGGACAAUCUGGAGGACAAUCUUUCUCCCAGCCAGAAUCAUCUGGAUUAUAUCUACAAGCUCAUCCGUCUGCUGUGUCUACCUGAAAUGAAGAUCUUCUUGGAUACAACUAGACUACUUGCAGAAAAAACAAAUAAUCUACUUGAAGAGCUCUGGAAGUACAUUGAGGAUGGAAAACUUAUCCAGUCUGCAGUUCUACUACUGGCUACUCAAGAGCAGAUACGUGGAGGCUGUUCCUCCAGUAGUAAGAAAGAUGGGUUUGACAUUAUCAAGAGCAGUAUACUGAGGCUUUCAUUUGCCUUGAUAUGGGGGAAAGGUUCAAAUGAAAUGCCACAGAAGCUUCUGGAGGAAAUGAAGGCACUUCAUUGCGCAGGGCUGCUUGUUGAUGUAAUUUCCCGUGUCGGUGAACCUCUUUCUGCAUACAUUCAAGCACAUUCAGAGGUGCCCCAUGCUGAGGUCUUGGAACAUGUUUCAUCUAUCCUGAAGGAGUAUGGAUUUUGCCCUACUGGAGAUUCCAUGGACACUUUAACCUGCCAGCCUUAUGACUGCAAAAUGUCGAACGGAGAGUCAUGUGGGUCUACAGAUGCAAACAGGGCAGCUAUGAAAACAGCCAAUCUGCAUGCUGCAAAGGAAAAGGCUGCGAGAAAGGAAGCAGGUGGAGGAUGGGAUCCCACAUAUGCAAGGAGAAGUUUUUCCCCAUAUUGGAGAUCAGUGUUACAAGCCCGGUUUCCUGUGAAGGUGUAUCCAGCCUAUGCAAGAACAGAUGCUAGGUCUGGGCUUGAUCUUGAACAACUCCGUGUCUCUCUGAGAAGCUCAAAGGCCAAUGGAUCUACUCCAACUCCAAAUAUAGUCCUUCCGGUGCGAAGGAUCUCACCACUUACAAAAAAUAAUCAACCCACAAGGCGCUUUAUCACUACUGUUACUGGUGCAUUCAAGCUCUUGAAGGCUCUAAAGUAG